AUAUAAUCACAAGAAUAACAAUGACACAGCAGCUCCAGGAUUUUGUCAAGGUCAAAGCAAGUUUGGGCCUGUAAGGAUAGAAGAUUACGUGAUUGUUUAGGUCUACUGGCGAAAGCUGCAGCCAUAGCAACUGUUCAUACACUGCAGCGGUCUUCACAUAUCAGAGAAUGGGACUCCUAAGGAAAUUGGUGUUUGUCACUGUAACUGUUGCCGCUGUUGGAAUUGGGUCCAUAUUCUACAGUUUGAACCAAGUACCACCACUUCCUGAACUUGGGAACACGUGGUGGGGAGCUGGUGAACCUCGUAAGCUGGAUGAAUCUAUCAGGAACUUUAAAAUCAACAUUUCAGAUGAUAUUCUGCACGAUUUGCAAAUACGGUUGGACCUCCAUUCACACCUCACACCACCACUGGAAAAAACAAAUUUUGAGUAUGGGUUCAAUACCGACUACCUCAAGAAAGUGGUAGAGUUCUGGAAGACCAAGUAUAACUGGCGAGAACGUCAGGUAUUCUUGAACAGUUUUCCACAUUUCAAGACGUAUGUGGACGGAUUAGACCUUCAUUUCAUCCACGUGAAGCCACAGAAAGUGGAAAAGAAUACCCGCGUGCUUCCGCUUCUCGUCCUUCACGGCUGGCCGGGUUCAAUACGAGAAUUUUACGAGCUAAUUCCACUGCUGACGAAACCACGAAAGAAUGUGGACUUUGUAUUUGAGGUCAUAGUUCCUUCGUUACCUGGCUACGGCUUCUCGGAGGGCUCUUCAAAACCAGGACUGGGUGCAGUUCAGAUGGCUGUCGUAAUGAAAAAUCUGAUGGAGAGAAUCGGAUUCAAAAAGUUUUAUGCCCAGGGCGGAGACUGGGGCGCGCUUAUCGUCUCACAUAUGGGCACUCUCUUUCCGGAAAGAAUUCUUGGUGUUCAUUCCAAUAUGUGUUUUGUAAACUCGAUAUCCGCAAAUGUAAAACGAAUUCUUGGAAGUUUUUGGCCGACACUAAUUGUCGAUGAAGCUCAUGUCGAUAAGAUGUACCCUCUCGGAAAACACUACGCACAUCUGCUGGAAGAAAUGGGUUAUAUGCAUCUUCAGGCUACGAAGCCGGAUACAGUGGGAGUCGCCCUUCGUGAAUCUCCCGUCGGCUUGGCCGCAUAUUUGUUGGAAAAGUUUUCAACUUGGACGGAUAAGGAUUGGAGAUCUUUGCCGGAUGGAGGUCUGACCAGGAAGUACAAGCUUACGGAUCUGCUCGAUAAUGUAAUGAUCUAUUGGGUGACUGGGUCUAUUACGACGUCAGCAAGAUUGUACAGUGAGAGCUUCAGUAAGGCGCAGUUUGCAUUAAAUCUUGACAGCAUUCCGUCCAUAACACCAACGGCAUGCGCUAUGUUCCCUAACGAAUUAGCGUACCAACCAAAAUGUCUCGUGCAAGAAAAGUAUCGCAAACUUGUACGAUAUACCGACAUGCCUCGAGGGGGCCAUUUUGCCGCAUUUGAAGAGCCCGGACUCUUAGCCGACGAUGUGUGGGAGGCGGUGAAGAUUAUGGAGAGAGAUUACAAACAGCAGAAAAAUGCUGCCUAACAUUUCUCUUUGCCUUACGUUCAGACCUUAAAGAAACUGAUUACGAUCGCACCGUCAGCGGUGCUUGUACUUCAAAAGUCGUCAUCGCAGCAGUAGAAAAUCCAUAUUUUCUGGGCAACUGAUCUAGCGUCUUUUGCUUUGACUUCGUAGGUUAUGGAACAAUACAAAUCACUCUGUGUGAUAAAGGAAAAAGUGGUCUAUGAAACAUAACUGUAGAGGAAUGAAAUUUGUAUCACUGACUGAGAAAAAAAAGGAAUAAAUAAUUUUUUAUAAACAAAUUUAUAUACAGAAUAUGGAAUAAAGCUUUCAAAAGGA
Molecule: messenger RNA, 1874 nt
Organism: Zootermopsis nevadensis
Lineage: Eukaryota; Metazoa; Arthropoda; Insecta; Blattodea; Termopsidae
Product: juvenile hormone epoxide hydrolase 1
Biological process (GO): epoxide metabolic process
Molecular function (GO): epoxide hydrolase activity
Source: RefSeq, a predicted model, not a curated record